CUUGAUCAUUCGUAUUAUUUUGGACAGAGGACAACUUCCUCCUCCCCUUCCGUAUCCCGCGUCUACCACGCCCACGCGGGUGCACACACCCUGAACUGCUACGCGAAGACACACUGUCACGCGCACACGGGGACUCGGACACAGACUGAGCAGACUUGACAUUCUCACGUGACUCAGCAACACUAGGACAGGACGUUGUUAAAGCCGGACACGGAGGCUCGGCGCAAGCCGAGGGGACAUUAUUGCUACUCAGAUUCCGCUUCCGGGAGGGAGGACGGGGACACACAGGCUCAACACCAUCGUCAUCAGCCUGCAAGGAAGGGACACGAAGAUCAGACACGCUAGAGAGGCCGUACAACGCACGCUCCGUACCGUGAGGACGGGCGCGGACUCUAGGCACUACAUAGUUACCAUGACGGACAGGGACACGGGGGACAAGAAAGUCGGGGGUAGAGACAGACACAGCUACGGACGUGGAGAGUUUCCUCUUCACGCCUCUACUGGCAACACCAGAACAAUUCCCUACUACUACAGGCGCAGCAGCAGCAGGGCACCCCUAGUUGUUGGAGGUGGACGAAUUCUUGGCGCGCUUGCCUCCGCCUCCGCCGCCGGAGCCGCCCCCGCUGCUGCCUCCGUUGCCGGAGUCCUCGUCCCGCUCGUCCCGCUGGCGCUGGAAGCACGUCUCGAAUGUGUGUCCGAGGGGCUUCUUGCACUUCGAGUAGGUACAGCGGGGCCGGGGAGCGGCGGGGGUUUUGCCCUUGCUGCGGCGGUUGCGGUUGGAGUUGCCUCCUCCGCGGCCGCCGGAACCAGAGCGACCCCCAGAGCCCGACCCACCACCAGAGCCAGAACCGGAGCCCGAGUCGGAUCGACGCGCGGGGACAAUGCCGGCGGCGUUCCGGAGCUGGAUCGCGUUGUACUGCUGGGCGAUAGCGCACCCUGCAUGGUUUUAGGGUGCUGCUCCUAA
Ectocarpus sp. CCAP 1310/34 is the source of this 964-nucleotide messenger RNA. The record is from the annotation of a GenBank genome assembly. NCBI's taxonomy places the organism in Eukaryota, Phaeophyceae, Ectocarpales, Ectocarpaceae.